AAGUGCCCAGACAAGAGAUUUUUGUUACAUGACUUCAUGAAAAAUAGUGAAAUGUCACGUUCUUCACCAUUUAAGAUGCGAUUAGUUCAUUUGGACCUUAAAGGAGCUCCACCAAAGGUUUCCUACCUCUCUGAGGUCUUUCCUCUGUUCCAUGCCUUGGGCGCCAAUGGGCUCCUCCUCGAGUAUGAAGACAUGUUUCCCUAUGAGGGCCACCUCAGGCUGCUGAGAGCCAAGCACGCGUACAGCCCCCCUGAAAUCAAGGAGAUCCUACAUCUGGCUACACUGAACGAGCUAGAGGUCAUUCCAUUGGUGCAGACAUUUGGACACAUGGAGUUUGUGCUGAAGCAUGAGGCUCUCGCUCACCUCCGAGAAGUAGCACUUUUCCCCAACACCCUGAACCCCCACGAGGCGGAGUCCCUGGCACUGGUGGGAGCCAUGAUCAGCCAGGUCAUGGAGCUGCACCCAGGUGCCCGGUGGCUCCAUGUCGGCUGUGACGAGGUCUAUUACCUUGGAGAGGGCGAGGCCUCGAGGCGGUGGCUGCAGCAGGAGCAUAACACCAAAGCAAGACUGUGUCUGUCCCACAUAAAGGCGGUGGCCUGCCACGUGCUGGCCCAGCACCCUGCCACGAGGCCUCUGGUGUGGGACGACAUGCUGCGGGCCAUCCCCGAGGACCAACUCUCAGCAUCGGGGGUACCACAGCUGGUGGAGCCCGUGCUCUGGGACUACGGGGCUGACCUGGACAUCCACGGCAAAGCUCUUCUCAUGGAAAAGUACCGGAAGUGUGGUUUUCUCCGGCUGUGGGCUGCCAGUGCCUUCAAGGGCGCCACGGGGGCGAGCCAGGCCCUGACCCCCAUCGAGCACCACCUUAGGAACAACGUGCAGUGGCUGCAGGUGGCGGCCAGUGGGCCCGCGGACAUGCUGCAGGGCAUCGUCCUGACCGGCUGGCAGAGGUACGACCACUUCUCCGUACUGUGCGAGUUGCUGCCCGUGGGAAUCCCGUCCCUGGCCGUCUGCCUGCAGUCACUGCUCCACGGAGGUUUUGCCGAAGAUGUUAAAGCAAAAGUGGAGAACUUUCUCGGGAUUUCAAACCUAGAAAUAACUGAUUUUACAAGUGAGGGGGCCGGCUCCUUCCCUGGCAGCGACAUCCUGGCCCUUGUCACGCACGUCAGCCUCCACCUGCGCAGCUCCGUGGACACGCUGCUGGAGAGGGACAGGUAUGUGACUGGCUGGUUCAGCCCCUACCACCGCAGGCGGAAGCUCAUCCACCCGGUCAUGGUCCAGCACAUCCAGCCCCAGGCGCUCAGCCUCCUGGCCAGGUGGAGCACCUUGGUGCAGGAGCUGGAGGCCGCCCUGCAUCGCGUCUUCUACCCAGACACCGUGGAGGAGUGGCUGGAGGAGAACGUGCAGCCCAGCCUGAGGCAGCUACAGGGUUUGCUACAGGACCUGAGAGAGGCAGCCAGCCCCAGGCCGCUCGCAGCUCAGGACCCCUGAGGCGCGGGGCCAGGCACCCCUGUCCAGUGCGUCCGGCCUCCCACUGUACCCGGGACCACCUGCAACAGGCCACACCCAUGGUGCAGACAUUUCUCGCUGGGAAAGACAAGUGGGAAAUAUCCAAGGAGGACACACACUGAGGCCUGCUUACUGAUCCACAUGUAGAACCUAUUGGCUUGAAAUAAAAAGGAGAGUGGGAGCCAGAA
Messenger RNA from Odobenus rosmarus divergens (Pacific walrus), 1697 nucleotides. RefSeq names its product hexosaminidase (glycosyl hydrolase family 20, catalytic domain) containing (gene HEXD). The record is from RefSeq and is a predicted model, not a curated record. Lineage: Eukaryota; Metazoa; Chordata; Mammalia; Carnivora; Odobenidae. Gene Ontology annotation, biological process: carbohydrate metabolic process. Bases 37 to 1491 code for a protein of 484 amino acids. The transcript is spliced from 12 exons. Gene Ontology annotation, molecular function: hexosaminidase activity.